GAAGAAGAGUCGACGGGCGGCCUUCAGCGAUACUCCACAUCUUAGCUAACUUAUUUGGGCUAAAACGAAAAAUUCUUCCCUUUCCUAUUUGGAUAACCCACGUAGGAGAAGCUCGGAAUAAAGAUCCAUUCAUGUGCUGACAGGAGUGUGUAUCACCACAAACAUGUCCGAGGUGUGUCAGGAUCGAAGGAGUCGCUGGCAGGAUAUCCAGAAAGGCCUGCAGUUCAUCCAGUCAACCCUUCCUUUCCCGGGAAGUCAAGAUCAUUAUGAGGUUUUCAUCAAGGAACUUGUGUGGAAUCUCUUUGGAGAAGGAAACGACGUGUUUAGAGAAGGCGAAUGGACGAAGUCCAUCGAGAUGUAUACCGAGGCCUUGAGUAUAGCGGAAUAUGCUGACUCGGAAGACAUCUGCGUUCCAACAAGUUUACUGGAAAAGCUGUAUGCAAACCGAGCUGCCGCGUACUUGAACAUAGUCCCGGGACUGUAUGACCAAGCGUUAGAAGACUGUGAAAAGGCUCUCCGCUUGAACGAGGGGAACUACAGAGCGCUGUACAGAAAAGCCCGAUCCUUGAAGGAGAUGGGGAGACAUCAAGAGGCCUACGAGGCUGUUGCCAAAUGCUCACUAGCGGUGCCUCAGGAUACUAGUGUCACAGAACUGACUCAGGACCUUGCCAAAAUUUUGGGAUUGAAAAUCCGUAAAGCUUAUGUAAGGAGUAAGCCUGCCUUGAAUGUUUUGCGAGCGUCGAGUUAUCAAGACGCGUCAUGUGAUAAGUUUUCCCAUGGUUCGUCUUCAGUUGAAGAUAUAGAGAUCGAAGUGCCUCGGCUGACCCAGGAAAGCAGCGUUUUGGCUGCGGCUCCAAUCCAAGCCCCCGUGCUCCCGCCUUUAAACGAAGCAAUAGUGGACGAGCUCCCGCCCACCAACAGCAUCGUGUCCUCCGUGACCCCCUCGGAGCCGGCGGGGGGCUACGAGUUGGCGUCCGCGCCCUCGCCGUCCCCUCUCCCCGUGCCUUCCUUCGUCAACGGGUGCCGCACCGGUCAACCCUGCGCCAUGCUGGAGGCCGGCCAAGACUUCGACGCGGACAUCAUCGGGGACGACCUGGACGACCUGCUGGACCAAGCCGGCCCCGAGUCGGCCAUGGUCAUACCCACCAUGAAGGGGCCGUUGCCCCUGCCGACCAGCAUCCCCUCGGGGAGCCCCAUGUCGAAUCCCUUCCUGAUGCCGCCGCACAUCAACCCGUUCCUCCACGGCGCCGCCCAGCUGUGCACCGUCACCCUGCCCCCGCUGUACCACAAGUCGGGGUCCAACACGUAUUUUGGAAUGGACUCUUUCAACGCCCUCCCCCCGGCCCUGGACUCCCUGGAUAGUCUCAACAUUAGCGACUAUAAAACAGAUUACGCUCAGAGUCCGUUCCUUCAGCAGCUAAACAACAACAACAACGACAGCCCCAUGGGAAUGGCGGUGGGAAUGCCUGAGGUGAAGGGACUGCCCGCCGCCGUGGAUUUGGAUUUAGCGAAGAACCCCUUAGCCGACACGCAUGAAUUCAAGCAGGCGUGUGCGAAGUGCUACGUCAAAACUGGUCCCGGAGUGCUGGAUUACACGCUUCACACAGAGGAGCAUAAAUGCAAAAAGGACGCUUUACUCAGCAGAAUCAAGCACUCGGCAGACAAAAAGUGGAAGCUCAUCCGGCCGAGACCCACAAAAACCCAAUAUGUUGGACCUUAUUACAUUUGUAAAGAGGUGGCUGUUGGGGAGGAGUGCCUGUACCCGGGCCACUGCACGUUCGCAUACUGCCAGGAGGAGAUUGAUGUUUGGACUCUGGAGCGUAAAGGGUUCAUCUCCAGAGAGCUGCUCUUCGACCCUUUCGGGCCCAACUCCAACAUCCGCUUGACCGUCCCCAAGAUCUUACAGGAGCAUCGUGGGAUAUUCAUGUUUCUCUGUGGAGUGUGCUUUGACCACAAACCCAGAAUAAUCAGCAAAACCAACAAAGACGACUUUUCACUUUGCUCUCAUCCGGUGACAAAGCACGUCUUUGAGGAACAUAAGUGCCUGGUCCACAUUUUGAAGGAGAGCACGGUCCGAUAUUCCAAAAUCCGGCCCCUGGGUCCUCCGUGCCAGCUGGACCUCUGCCGCCACGAAGUCCGCUACGGCUGCGUGAGGGAGGACGACUGCUUCUACGCACACAGCCUCAUCGAGCUGAAGGUGUGGAUGCUGCAGCACGAGCUCGGUAUCACUCAUGAAAGCAUCGUCCAAGAGGCCAAGAAGUUUUUGAGUGCAGCCACGUUGCUGCAGGGAGCCCAGCCGCUAUCCAGCCCACCGAGGAAGUUCGGGCCUCCGAAUAUGAAGAUGAUGUUUGUUUGUGGCCAGUGCUGGAGGAACGGCCAACUCAGCGAAGCCGACAAAAACAAGAAGUAUUGCUCGGCCAAGGCGAGACACACGUGGGCUAAAGACCGGAGGGUGGUGCUCGUAAGUUCCCACGAAAGGAAAAAGUGGACAACAGUAAGACCGCUUCCGACCAAAAAGCCCAUCCCGUCUCAAUUCGAGAUCUGCAUGCAUGUAACCGCUGGCAAGAAGUGUCAGUACAUUGGGAAUUGCACAUUUGCUCACAGUCAAGAAGAAAGAGACCUUUGGACGUACAUGAGGGAAAACAACAUUCCAGACAUGGAUCAGCUUUAUGAGCAGUGGCUCCAGUCUCAGAAGCCUGGCUGGGGGGACGAGACCCCCAGCAACUCUGUCAGAGAGAACGGCAAACAGAUCCACAUGCCGACCGACUACGCCGAGGAAGUGGCCGGCAAUCACUGCUGGCUGUGCGGGAAGAACUGUAACAGCGAGAAGCAGUGGCAGCAGCACAUCACCUCGGAGAAGCACAGGGACCGCGUAUUCAACUCCGAGGACGAUCAGAACUGCUGGCAGUACCGCUUUCCCACGGGCACCUUCAGAGUCUGCGAGAGGUUCCUCAAGAACACGUGCACCGAGGACGAGUCGUGUAAGAUGGCCCACGGGGACCAGGAGCUGAAGGAGUGGAAGGAGCGCCGGGAAUUCCUUUUGAUGAAACUGGCCAAAGCCCGGAAAGACCAUCUUAUAGCACCAAAUGACAAUGACUUUGGAAAAUACAGUUUUCUGCUUAAAGACGUUAUCUAACGAUGCCAUGACGACACGUGACGCGUUCAUUUGCAGCUAAUGCAGUAUUCAAAGAGAUGAGUGAGGUGGAUCCCCGAGGGGCUCGCAAAAAGGGGGGGGGCGGGCGGGGGGCAGCAUGGUUUUAAAGGAGCUGGCGCUCGGGCGGCUGGCUCACUCUGAACCCCCCCCCCCCCCGGUAGUGUUAGCGCUGAGUGGGAGACACUGGAAGCUUUGCUCUGUGCCAUUCAGUAGAACAUCUGAACGCGCUGCUGGGAGCGGCUCGUGUGAAACCAUCAGAUAAAAGUUGACCUGAGAGUCAUUUCUGUGUUCAUGACCUGUAAGUAUGGGACCCUUCAAAUCCAGGGUUCGGUCGACGCCAUAGUUAAUUGCCAUUUAUCUAUUAAUAAACCAGUGUAAUGGCCACCCCUCCAAAUAAAGUUU
This is a messenger RNA of Pungitius pungitius (ninespine stickleback), 3556 nucleotides long. It is a transcript of the gene zc3h7a, whose product is annotated as zinc finger CCCH-type containing 7A. The transcript has 23 exons. Lineage: Eukaryota; Metazoa; Chordata; Actinopteri; Perciformes; Gasterosteidae. Gene Ontology annotation, molecular function: miRNA binding; protein binding; metal ion binding. Bases 164 to 3136 code for a protein of 990 amino acids. Gene Ontology annotation, biological process: miRNA processing. The record is from RefSeq and is a predicted model, not a curated record.